Messenger RNA from Ipomoea triloba (trilobed morning glory), 1799 nucleotides. Its product is annotated as pentatricopeptide repeat-containing protein At4g21705, mitochondrial-like. NCBI's taxonomy places the organism in Eukaryota, Viridiplantae, Streptophyta, Magnoliopsida, Solanales, Convolvulaceae. Bases 138 to 1601 code for a protein of 487 amino acids. The transcript has 3 exons. Gene Ontology annotation, cellular component: mitochondrion. The record is from RefSeq and is a predicted model, not a curated record. Gene Ontology annotation, molecular function: protein binding.
AGACUAGUUCAUCCUUUCGAACACUCUUCUCCCAAUCACAUUUAUGCAUUUACAGUAGCAUGUAGCAUGUAGUGAUCUCCAAAUCCUAAACCCUAAACCCCAAACCCCUCCCUGAAGCAUCAUAUUCUUGGUUCUCAAUGCUGUCAGUUUCACAACCCAGGACGGAAUUUCUAUCCAAUUCGAAGGCGUUCGCGCCCCGAAUUCCAUCUAAAUCAACAAUUCCGUACAAAUUAACCGGAAAAGCGAUCUCAUUUCGUGCCUAUCCCACAUUGCGGUGCUUCAACCCAAACAAUCUGUUCUCAGCAAUCAGCACAGUCAGGGAUGCCAAUCUCGUCGUUCCGAUUCUCGACGAGUGGGUCAGUGAGGGGAGAAAGGUCAAAAGCAUCGAGCUUCAGCGCCUCAUUCGUAAUCUCCGUUCCCUUAAGCGCUACUCUAACGCUCUCCAGGUUUCCGAGUGGAUGAAUGGGAAAGGUCUGUAUCCAUUUUCGUCGAGUGAUCAAGCUGUGCAUCUGGAUCUUAUAGGGGUGGUUCAUGGAUCGAAAGCUGCAGAGGACUUUUUUAGUAAACUCGGUGACAAGGAGAAAAACGAAAAGACUUAUGGUGCUCUCUUCAAUUGUUAUGUCAGAGAAGGGCUGUUUCUGAAAUCCCUUUCCCUUUUCGAGAGAAUGAAGGAAAUUGGUUAUGGUUCCUCCCCUCUUCUUUACAGCAAUCUCAUGUGUCUUUAUAAAAACGCUGGCAAGCUUGAGAAAAUCCCCCACGUGUUGUCGGAGAUGAAGGAGAAUGGCAUUCCUACUAAUUACUUUUGCUAUAACAUCUGCAUCAAUGCUUAUGGAGAGUUAUCUGAUCUUCAUAGCAUGGAGACGCUCCUUGAGGAAAUGGAAAGGCAACCUCACAUAACAAUGAGAUGGAACACCUAUUCCAUAGUAGCCCAUUUCUAUAUAAAGUCCAACAAGAAGGAGAAAGCGCUUAUUUCCUUAAAGAAACUAGAGGGGAAUCUACGGAAAGAUGCAUUAGGCUACAAUCACUUGAUUUCGCACUAUGCUAACCUCGGGAAUGUGGAGGAGAUGUGGAGAUUAUGGGGUGAACAAAAAACCGUAUGCAAAAAACAUAUUAACAGAGACUAUAUCACCAUGUUGGGUUGCUUGGUGAAGCUUGGUGAGCUCGAAACAGCCGAGAGACUGCUAAAGGUGUGGGAUUCUUCCUGCCACACCUACGAUUUCAGGGUUCCGAAUACUCUUCUGAUUGGUUACUGCCAGAAGGGAUUAGUUGAGAAAGCGGAGGAAAUGCUCCUCGAUCUGGUCAAGAAAGGCAAGCAGCCAACCCCGAACAGUUGGGCUAUAAUCGCGGCAGCCUACAUGGGCCAGGGCAGCAUGGACAAAGCUUUUGAAUGCAUGAAGAAAGCUGUAUCAGUAAGUAAAAACAACAAAGGAUGGAGGCCAAAACAGGAAGUGGUUUCAACCAUAGUCAGUUGGCUUCAAGAUCAACAUAGGGUUAGGGAGUUAGAUGCUUUCAUGAUGGCAUUAGAUAGGGUUCCAAGAUAUAGAAACAUCUCCAGUAGAGUAAAAGACCGUGGGGUUUACCCUGUGCACACCCUUGGUUAGUUAGUGGUUGCGGAUUUCCCUUGUCACCUAAAAAAUGUCAAGAAAUGAGACAUUUUAUUAUUUGUUUGUGUAGCUUUGAAUUUUUCUCAGUUUUUGCCUUUUAUUGUUUCUUGUACACAUGCCAGUUUUGUUGCUUCAGAUUCAAAGAAUGAAGUUGCUUAAAACAGUGGUGAAUUGUUGGCAUAUUUUGAAUGAAAA